Candida tropicalis MYA-3404 is the source of this 1281-nucleotide messenger RNA. RefSeq lists its product as uncharacterized. The record is from RefSeq and is a predicted model, not a curated record. Gene Ontology annotation, molecular function: GTPase activator activity. The transcript has a single exon. Gene Ontology annotation, biological process: endocytosis; intra-Golgi vesicle-mediated transport; endoplasmic reticulum to Golgi vesicle-mediated transport. Bases 1 to 1281 code for a protein of 426 amino acids. Gene Ontology annotation, cellular component: Golgi apparatus. Lineage: Eukaryota; Fungi; Ascomycota; Pichiomycetes; Serinales; Debaryomycetaceae.
AUGGGUAAAAAAGAAGACAAAGAGAGAUACGCCAGACUUGUUAGCAUAGCUAAUAAUCAUAGCAACAACAACAAAUGUGCCGAAUGUGGUGCAGGUUAUCCCACUUGGGCGUCGUAUAACUUGGGUAUUCUUUUAUGUGGUAGAUGUUCUUCAGUUCAUAAAAGAGUUCUUGGUCCACCAAACCAGAAUAUCUCAAAGGUCAAAUCAUUGACUUUGGAUAAAUGGUCUGAUUCACAAAUCGAUAAUUUGUCUAAAAUUGGUAAUAAGAGAUCUAAUCGUAGAUGGAAUCCUAAACGAGUCCCAUUUCCAUUUGAUGCCGAUGAAGAUGUUGGUGCUGUGGAACAAUAUUUAAGAGAUAAAUAUAUACUUGGACGAUUCCGUGACGACAACAUUGAUCCUUCAGAGUAUGAUGACAGACUGAGCAAGUUUAGUGAAGAAGAUACCGGAUACCAUUCCCUGAGACCACUGUUGAGACUGAGAUCCAGUAGUGUUCGAAGCCAAACAACCAUCCCAAGAUUGACACAUAGAAAAUUGACAACUUUUGAAUAUACCCAACAUUCAAGUCAGGCUUUGAAAAUCAGACUGUACGGAUACACUGACCGUGAUGCAGUAUUGGAGAGUUUGUUAUUAAGUAAUGGGAACAUUGAUGGUGCACUCGAUAUACUAGAGUUAGAUGCUAAAAUCAACCCUACAAAGGAAGAAACCGCCCCACUGUUACCAAGAAGACCACAGCAAACAUCACAACCUAGUCAGAGCUCGUUUACACCAACUUCUACUGCGAACGCUAGUGCUAGUGUCAGUGCCCCUAACCUGACUGACGAUUGGUGGAAUGGAUCAACCAACAGUGUUGGAGCUAUUGCUCAACAACAACCACAACCACAAGCUACCGGAAUGCCUCAAAUAUAUCAAUAUACUGAUCCUGUGACAGGGCAAAUUUCGUAUAUUGAUUCUAAUGGACAAGAAUAUUUGGAUCCAAACAAUCCGCAACACCAACAACAGUUGAUGCAAAUGAAUAAUCCACAAUUGAUUGCACAGCAAACAAAUAAACAGAAUAUAAUGUCUUUGUAUAACCAACCAACAGGACAACAGCAAAUGCAACAACAGCCAUUGCAACAACAACAAAUGCAAACAUUUUUGCAGCAGCAGCAGCAACAACAACAACAACAACCACAAUUUACCAACGUCGGAUACGUUCAACCACAACAACCACAGUUUACAGGAUUCAAUCAACAAGCUGGAUUUGGGCAACAGCAACAAGGAGGCUAUUGGAGACCACAAUAA